Messenger RNA from Haliotis rubra (blacklip abalone), 2398 nucleotides. RefSeq names its product mucin-5AC-like. The record is from RefSeq and is a predicted model, not a curated record. The transcript has 8 exons. The coding region runs from base 36 to 2363 and encodes 775 amino acids. Lineage: Eukaryota; Metazoa; Mollusca; Gastropoda; Lepetellida; Haliotidae.
CACAUUCAUUGUUACUGAAGAUUUUCGAGUGAGCUAUGGGAGCGCGAUGUGGAGACCUUCGUUUGUCAUGCUUUGUCUUGGUGGACAUUGCGUUGAUAGUCCAGGUCCUCGCGAUCAGUACUCCACUUCCGAGCGGGAACACUACCAGCAGUAAUACAAGUAUCUCUGUGAUCAAUUACUCCACUUCCGAGCGGGAACACUACCAGCAGUACCACAUGUGUCUACUAAAACAGGUACCACAUGUGUCUACUAAAACAGUUCACUACUCCUCCUCCUCCUCUCUCGACUUGAAUACCACCAGCAGCAAUGGGAAUAUCAGCAGCAGCAAUGGGAAUAUCAGCAGCAGCAAUGGGAAUACCAGCAGCAGCAAUGGGAAUACCAGCAGCAGCAAUGGGAAUAUCAGCAGGGAUGCAAGUGGAACUAGUCCCACCGACAUCUACAAGACUAUCUACGGGGCCAAAGUUCCAGACAAACGACAGACGACGCAUAAUCAAACAGUAUAUUGUGAAGCCUAUGGGGCCGUGGUGUAUAAUGAAAAGUCCGUGUUCCAAACCACCUCUGUAACAUAUAGUCAGAUUAUCUGUGCUAACUCGACGGUACCCAUGGUAUUACUCAAUAGUACAAGUGAAAACUUCUAUCUUCUGACAGCAUACUUCCCUUACAGUCAUGCUCUCCUAAAACUUGAAGUUAAUCCUUGCGUAUUGGAUGGCCCAUACAACAUAAGUGGAAGCAGUUUGCUAAAGUAUAAUUUAACAGUCUCAAUGCUGUGGAGUGAUGGGCGAGCAACUGGGGCCGAUAUUGUAUGUUUGGUUACGCCGCCGACCACCACAACGCCAACCACGACCACCACAACGCCAACCACCACAACGCCAACCACGACCACCACAACGCCAACCACGACCACCACAACGCCAACCACGACCACCACAACGCCAACCACGACCACCACAACGCCAACCACGACGCCAACCACGACCACCACAACGCCUACCACGACCACAACAACGCCUACCACGACCACAACAACGCCAACAACGACCACAACAACGCCAACAACGACCACAACAACGCCAACAACGACCACAACAACGCCAACCACGACCACCACAACGCCAACGACCACUACAACGACCACCACAGCGCCAACCACGACCACCACAACGCCAACGACCACCAGCCACGACCACAGCCACCAACGCCAACCGACCACCACAGCGCCAACCACCACCACAACCACGACCACCACAACGCCAACCACGACCACCACAACGCCAACCACGACCACCACAACGCCAACCACGACCACCACAACGCCAACCACGACCACCACAACGCCAACCACGACCACCACAACGCCAACCACGACCACCACAACGCCAACCACGACCACCACAGCGCCAACCACGACCACCACAACGCCAACCACGACCACCACAACGCCAGCCACGACCACCACAGCGCCAGCCGACCACCACAACGCCAGCCACGACCACCACAACGCCAGCCACGACCACCACAACGCCAACCACGACCACCACAACGCCAACCACGACCACCACAACGCCAACCACGACCACCCACAACGCCAACCACGACCACCACAACGCCAGCGACCACCACCAGCAACGCCACCACGACCACCACCACAACGCCAGCCACGACCACCACAACGCCAGCCACGACCACCUACCACAACGCCAACCACGACCACCACAACGCCAGCCACGACCACCACAACGCCAACCACGACCACCACAACGCCAACCACGACCACCACAACGCCACCACCACGACCACCACAAUCUCACCAGGGUCAAAAAGCUACUUCAAGCAUCACACUGGAUGUAGUGAACGUCCUUGGACAGUCGAUUGCCGGCCCGAUACCUCUGGCCAGGAAGGUACAGCUGUUGGCGACAGCAAGUGGCGCGUCGUCGGAGCAGGGCUUACGGCCGGUGGCGUGCGAUGCCGUCUCGGCUGACGGACACAGAUACUCGGUGUUGCGAGCUGGAUGCGGGGAUGGGAUCAUUUUUGCUAAAAACCAAGGAUUUACCACCAAGGGAUUACAAGCAUUCAGCCCCUACUUCAAGACAUUUAAAAUUCGCAAGGACAGUAGUCUUAAGUUUGAAUGUAAUUUCACUCUGUGUGAUAGUGUCUGUGACGGAAAUUCUUGCAACAGAAGGAGAAAGAGAUCGGCUGAUAGUUUCCUGGCGGAGGUGCCUUCCCCUAUCAUGGAUCUUCAGCCCAGUAACACUCCGUCUCGGGAAUGGUUAGUCUUGCACGUAGCCUGUAUUGCUUGCUUUGUUAUGGUGAUGUCGCAAAUAGUUAUACUUGUUUUGCUGUUCUUUAGGCGACAUAAUGGGUGACCAUUCUAAGGCAAUAAAUACUCUCUCGAUUGAAA